Molecule: messenger RNA, 2237 nt
Organism: Eublepharis macularius
Lineage: Eukaryota; Metazoa; Chordata; Lepidosauria; Squamata; Eublepharidae
Product: cytochrome P450 2W1-like
Exons: 9
Coding region: 69-1568 (499 amino acids)
Biological process (GO): xenobiotic metabolic process
Cellular component (GO): cytoplasm; intracellular membrane-bounded organelle
Molecular function (GO): heme binding; oxidoreductase activity, acting on paired donors, with incorporation or reduction of molecular oxygen, reduced flavin or flavoprotein as one donor, and incorporation of one atom of oxygen; iron ion binding
Source: RefSeq, a predicted model, not a curated record
UUGGUGACGGACAACUGCGGCGUGCCAAGCCCCCCCAUAAGGAGUCUGUGUGUGCAUGUUAGCAUGAGAUGGCAUUGCUAACUUUAUUUCUCUCUUAUCCUGCGUUUGUUUGUCUCCUGUGCACGCUGAUCUUUUUAGUCUCCUAUUUUUCAACCAGCUCAGGAAAAUCAGCUUUUAAAUUGCCACCUGGUCCAAAGCCUCUGCCGAUCAUUGGCAACCUGCAUUUGCUGGAUAUUAAGAGACAAGACAAAUCCUUAAUGAAGUUUGCCAAGGAAUAUGGGCCCGUGUAUACCCUCCAUUUCGGAUUCCAGAAAGCCGUAGUCCUGACCGGCUAUGAAGCCGUGAGGGAUGCCCUUGUCAACUUCACAGAAGAAUUUGUGGACAGGCCGCCAAUACCAAUAUUUGAGGAGAUUCAGCACGGCAAUGGUGUUUUCUUUUCAACUGGAGAACUGUGGAGGACGACCCGCCGGUUCACCAUGGCCAGUAUGCGCAAUCUUGGAAUGGGGAAGAAAUUCCUUGAGGACCAAAUUAUUGAAGAACUCUGUUUCCUUAUAAGGAGCAUUAAAGCUUUUGAAGGUAAGCCUUUUGGCCUCAGGACCUUCAACACUGCCCCCACCAAUAUCACCUUUGCCAUCUUGUUCGGGGAGAGGUUCGACUACAAAGAUCCGGUAUUCCUGACUCUGUUAAGACUCAUUGACGAAGUGAUGUGCCUUCUUGGGUCGCCACUCUUGCACCUGUUCAACUUCUACCCCUUCCUGGGUUUUUUUUUCAACGUCCACAAAACGUUACUCCAAAAAGUCGAAGAGGUCCGCAUCAUUAUCCGGGAUUACAUUAAGGCUAGCAAGCAAGACAUCCACGCCAACGGCCUCAAAAGUUAUACGGACGCAUUAGUCUUCAAGCAGCAAGAGGAUGCAAGCAAGAAAGAGAACCUUUUCCAUGACGACAACCUGAUAGCAUCCAUCCUGGAUCUGGUCAUGGCCGGCACUGAAACCACUGCGACAACGUUGCAAUGGGCUGUACUGCUCAUGAUGAAAUACCCCUCGAUUCAAGAGAAGGUCCAAGAGGAAAUUGAGCAUGUUGUGGACCCGGGCAGCUGGGCCUCCUAUGAAGACCGGAAGAAGCUGCCUUACACCAAUGCGGUGAUUCACGAGAUCCAGAGGUUUAUCACCUUGCUGCCCCACGUGCCUCGUUGCACAUCUGUGGACACUCAUUUCAGGGGCUACUUUAUCCCAAAGGGGACAACGGUGAUCCCGUCCCUCACUUCUGUGCUACUCGAUCCAAGUCACUGGGAGACCCCCUAUGAGUUCAACCCAGGCCACUUCCUGGAUGCCGAGGGGAAGUUUGUCAAGAAGGAAGCCUUCAUGCCCUACUCCCUGGGGCGCAGGAAUUGCAUGGGCGAGAGCCUGGCCAAGAUGGAGCUCUUCCUGUUUUUCGCGGGCUUGCUGCAGACAUUCUCUUUCCAGCCACCUCCCGGCAUCGCUGCCUCGGCCAUCGACUUGACCGUCCCUAAGACCACCUUCACUCUGAGACCCCAGCCGCAGCUAACGUGCGCCGUCUCCAGGGAGUGAAGCCAAUGCCGCUGCACAGCACGGGAGGAAAACGCUCAGACUCCGGGCUGCGGGCACCAAGUCCCCGAACGAACGCUAAGCCGGGAACGACCACCGGUCCAUUACUCUCUGCUGCUCCCCAGUGGCCGGCUUUUGCCAUAGCAAUCACUUUCUCCACCUCUUUCUGCGGCUCAUUCUGCCCGCUCUUUGCUCUCUGCUGCCCCCACGCGACCGUAGAAGAACAUCGCUACCACUCUUCCGUUCUGCAACAAUCUUUGCAGCCUCUCUUGGCAUAUUCAGCACAUACAUAUAAAGGUGCGUCCGCACGCUGUUGGGCAUCGUUGCACUGUCGCAGUUUCCCUUUGUGGAAGCGAUUGCUAUUGCUUCAUAUCCAACGACGUGUCCAUGCAGCCCGUCAGUUCUAAUAGGGUGCCAGUUCAGAGUCGCUAAUGCCUCCCCAUGUGCAGUGCAGGCUAUAGCAAGCACUUUCCGCAGACGUUUUCAUGGCUUAAUUUACAGUGGCUCUUUGGCCAGCCUCUUCUGAUCGCUGCCGUCCCUUCGGGUGUUGGUAUUAGCCAUUUCAUACCUAUUGUGUAAUCCUUCGCUGCCACCCAGUGGCGACACCUUAUAAAUGCAGCCCUGUUUUUCCCUAACGAAGAGCUCGAGAUAUUUUAAAGUUAAUGGACUGGA